Tilletiopsis washingtonensis is the source of this 1672-nucleotide messenger RNA. RefSeq names its product Pkinase-domain-containing protein. Gene Ontology annotation, molecular function: protein serine/threonine/tyrosine kinase activity; ATP binding; protein serine/threonine kinase activity. The record is from RefSeq and is a predicted model, not a curated record. Gene Ontology annotation, biological process: protein phosphorylation; signal transduction. NCBI's taxonomy places the organism in Eukaryota, Fungi, Basidiomycota, Exobasidiomycetes, Entylomatales. Gene Ontology annotation, cellular component: cytoplasm. The coding region runs from base 38 to 1249 and encodes 403 amino acids. The transcript is spliced from 5 exons.
CACGCUCUGAGCCCAUGCUGAUCCCUCCCUCGCAGCGAUGGACGACCCGACGAAGCUGAUCCGCGUCUCGGCGUCGGACGGCAAGAGCGGCGACUCGCGCGAGCUGGCCUACACGAACUGCAAGGUCAUCGGCAAUGGCUCCUUCGGCGUCGUGUUCCAGGCACGGCUUGUCUCGGGCGGCAACGGCAACCUCGUCGAGGGCGCCGGCGCCAGCGCCGGCGCCGGCGAGGCCAGCAAGACGCCAAGGGAAGAGCAGGAGGACGUGGCGAUCAAGAAGGUGCUGCAGGACAAGCGCUUCAAGAACCGCGAGCUGCAGAUCAUGCGCAUCGUCGCACACCCCAACGUCGUGGACCUGCGCGCCUUCUUCUACUCAAAUGGCGACAAGAAGGACGAGGUGUUCCUGAACCUCGUGCUCGAGUUUGUGCCCGAGACGGUGUACCGCGCCUCGCGGCACUACGCCAAGCUGAAGCAGACGAUGCCGAUGCUGCUCAUCAAGCUGUACAUGUACCAGCUGCUGCGCAGUCUGGCCUACAUCCACAGCAUCGGCAUCUGCCACCGCGACAUCAAGCCGCAGAACCUGCUGCUGAACCCGACGACGGGCGUGCUCAAGCUGUGCGACUUUGGCAGCGCCAAGAUCCUCGUCGCCGGCGAGCCCAACGUCUCGUACAUCUGCUCGCGCUACUACCGGGCGCCCGAGCUCAUCUUCGGCGCCACGAACUACACGACGAACAUUGACAUCUGGUCGACGGGCUGCGUGAUGGCAGAGCUGAUGCAGGGCCAGCCGCUGUUCCCGGGCGAGAGCGGCAUUGACCAGCUGGUGGAGAUCAUCAAGGUGCUGGGCACGCCGACGCGCGAGCAGAUCAAGACGAUGAACCCCAACUACAUGGAGCACAAGUUCCCGCAGAUCCGGCCGCACCCCUUCAGCAAGGUGUUCCGGCCACGCACGCCGCCCGAGGCCAUCGACCUCAUCAGCCGCCUGCUCGAGUACACGCCCAGCGCGCGUCUCACCGCCGUCGAGGCGCUCUGCCACCCCUUCUUCGACGAGCUGCGCACGGGCGAGGGCCGCAUGCCCAACGGCCGCGACAUGCCUGCGCUCUUCAACUGGACCAAGGAGGAGCUCUCGGUGCGCCCAGACCUCAUCAACCGCCUCGUGCCGCCGCACGCCGAGGCCGAGCUGCUGUCGCGCGGCAUCGACGUGCACAACUUCCAGCCGCUCUCGCCCGAGUCGCUGCGCGUCACGCUCGACUAAGGCUCUCGCGCAGCAUCAGGAGCGCGCGCAAAGAAAGAGCGAAGAAGGGCGAAGGGACGUUGAGAGCUGGAUGUGCGGGCAGUCACUCGAGGCGCCAGCGGCAAAGGACACACGACGUUCCCAGCAUCUGUACAUAAUCCGGUUAUUUCCAAGCUACGCUGCGGUGCUCUCUCUCGCAUCGCGUCACGACGUUUCUUCUCUCCUCGGCGCCUCGCUUGCUCGCUUCUACGCCCAAGCUGGCGCCUCUCGCUCUCCCUCUCUCUCCUUCGUCGACGGCCGCAGCGCGUGCAAUCUGCGGAGGCAGCCCUGCUGCAGCUGCAUGCGUUCUCUGCCGCCGACUCCCAUCUCGCCAUACCACCCCAUCUCUCUCUCACCCUAUCGCUUGCCGCUGUGCCAGCGUGCAGAGAGGAGUGCGCGCCUCAA